AUGAGAAAUCGAAUUCUUCUGACGAACCUCCCGACCAACGUCAUAGCCCACAUCCUCGCUCGCCUUCCUGCCAAAACCAUCGCCGCCUGCAAGUCCGUCUGCAAGCCGUGGCUCGACCUAAUCGCCAGCCCUUACUUCAUCUCCCUCCAUUUUUCCCUCUCGAGGCCCGCCUUAAUCGUCCACCACUACGAAAUGUUCGGAAGCCGAUUCAAGCUCCUCGAUUUCCACCAUUCCCAUGGCCUCUGGCAAAAAACCACCGCGAAGCUCGACUUCUCUGGCCUAAGCCCUCUUCCCGACGCCAACAUUGUGAUUGACGGCUCGGUAAACGGCUUCCUCUUGCUCCGCGACAUAAACUACAAGCACGAGGCACUCUACGUUUGCAACCCGUUAACGCGCGAGUUUUUCGGGCUUCCCAGGCCCGCCGGGCCCCUCCGGUACCCAAUGGCGGUCACCCAUGGAUUCGGAGUUUCUAUACUAACCGGAAAGUAUAAGGUCGUUCGUAUAAUGCACGAUCGCGAGCUUAACCCGGAGGACGGGACCUGCGUGCGGGUCCCGUCCUCCAGUUGCCAAGUCUACAAAUUCCAGGCUCGGGCCUGGAAAACUGUUUCCGGGCCUCCGGCCCGAUUCGUGUACGACAGCCGGCUCGUCGGGAUUUUUCUCCGAGGAAACAUUCACUGGUUGGUUCAUGACCUCGAGGGUUUCGAGCUGAUCUCGAGCUUUGACCUCGAGAGCGAGUGCUUCGUGAGUUUCCCGGGCCCGUUUCCGGGCUGCCGGAGGAUUUUGGGGAGCUUGGAAGUGUUGAGGGGAUGUUUGGCUUUGUGCGAUAAUACUGAUUGUGAGAAUAUCAAUAUUUGGGUGAUGAGGGAGUACGGAGUUGAGAAGUCGUGGUCGAAGGAGAUCGUGAUUAAUAAGAUGCAAGACCUCGCGGGCCUCUCGUUUCGAUUAGUUUUCGCGCUCAAGAUGUUUGACGACGGGAGCGUGUUGAUCGUGUGGGGCGACUUUUUCAUGCUAUGUUAUUGCGGGAGGAGCAAGUCGGUCGAGGGGGUUGACUUGGAUCGGCCGAGAGGGCCGAACCAUAUCGAGGCCAUUCAUCAUGUCCCGUGCUUCUUGAGCCUCAAGAGCUUCGUGCCGGAGAAUGUGCGCGUGUAUUAG
Messenger RNA from Striga hermonthica, 1152 nucleotides. NCBI's taxonomy places the organism in Eukaryota, Viridiplantae, Streptophyta, Magnoliopsida, Lamiales, Orobanchaceae. The record is from the annotation of a GenBank genome assembly.